CUCUAACCCCCUGCAUCCCGCCAAACUCUUAAACCCUGCACCCUUCUCUUUCUCACAUGGCUUCUUUCAAAUUCUCCACAGCUUUUAACCGUACGUUUUGAAUUGCGCAUACCCUUUUCCUCACCCUCUUUGUUGGGUGAUCCAAGCUUCAAUUUUUUUGUCCAGUUUUGGCUUCCCGGUGCCAGGGUCGGCUCUGUUUGGUCCUUUCUUAAACCAAGACAUAAAACGGCUAGGAUUUGUUUUCCCGUUAGUUGAGUGGUAUCUUUUCUAAGCCAUGGGAAACCAUGAUUUUACAAUCAGGCAAAAGCAGGGUUUCUCAUGUCAGCAGAAUCAAUAUUUAGGAAAAGGGCAUAACUCUAAACUUGUUCUUGGUCAUAAUGAUGAUAUACAGUCAGGACAGGUUCAGGGUCCUGAGUGUCAUUUGAGUGAUGCUGAUGAUCAGGGCUUAGCAACUGCAAAUCAAGCACAAGAGAAUGAUUUGUCUGUGCAAAUGCAACAUGGUAGUAUUGAUAAGGUUGAAGAGAAGGAAUUAGGUCUGGAUGAAGUAAAUACUGAUAUCAAAGAUGAUGAUGAUCAAUUCACUGUUACUGAUCAGAGUCGUGACUUUGGUUCAUCUGAUAAUCAUGAAUUGGCACUUGUGGAAAGCCAGGAUGUUCAUGAGAACUUACAAUCAGAUGAGCAGCAGGAACAUCCGGAGAUGAGUAUCAUACCUGCCUUAGAUAUGUUCAUUGAACAGCCCCAGUUGGUAAUCAAUCCUCCUGUUCUUCAAUCUAGACCUGUGAUUCCAGUUCCUGACCAUCAGUUGUCUGUAGGACAAGAGUUUCCUGACGUCCAGAGCUGCCGGAGGGCACUGAGGGAUGCUGCCAUUGCUCUUAGAUUUGAGAUGCAGACUGUUAAGUCUGAUAAGUCUCGUUUCACUGCCAAGUGUGCAAGUCCAGGAUGCCCCUGGAGAAUUCAUGCUGCAAAACUUCCCGGUGUUCCUAAUUUCAGCAUUAGAACUAUUCACAACAAGCAUACUUGUGGAGGAAUCAAUCAUCUUGGCCAUCAACAAGCCUCGGUUCAGUGGGUUGCAGAUGCUGUGGCGGAACGCCUGAAGGAAAAUCCUCACUAUAAACCAAAGGAGAUACUGGAAGAGAUCCAUCAGUCCACAAAUGCAUAAAGUCGAUCAGAAGAUGCCCAUUUGAAUUUGAUAAGUCUUCCCAACUGUACGGAAUUAUUUUCUAUUGAUUUUGUGCGGUAAAGUGAGAGAGCUAACUCUUUCUAACUUCACUUGUUAUACCCACAUCCCUAUAAUAUAAAUUUAAGAACUCUUU
Messenger RNA from Rubroshorea leprosula, 1313 nucleotides. NCBI's taxonomy places the organism in Eukaryota, Viridiplantae, Streptophyta, Magnoliopsida, Malvales, Dipterocarpaceae. The record is from the annotation of a GenBank genome assembly.